GGGUAUUGGUCUUUGGGAGUUAUGAGGGCUGGCUCUGCAUGAUUCUCAUUUUUUGCUUGUAUUAUGCAUGCUUUUGUUCUGCAUGAUUCUCAUUUUUCAAAGCCUAAUUUCAACAACGAAAUUUCCCGGGGCUGAGGGCUCCUCAUCUUACGCGAAGACACCUCAUCUCCCUCGAAACCAAAAUUCCACAAACACAAUUAGUGGUCCUUCCUCGCAAGAAAAAGCAACAAAAGCAGUGCCGUUUACGCAAAGCAAACGUCGCUAAGAUCCCUAACCCUUAUCCAAGUUUCCUUCCUCAAUUCUAAUAGAUUUGUAGCUUUUACAUUCUAUGGAUAGAAAGUUUAACGACACUUUAAAUCUUAUCUUACUUUAGAAGCAGUCUUUUUAGUUCGCCUAUCCUGACCGUAUUCUUUCAUAUUUAUACAACGUUGACUAUCCAAAAGUUUCGGUCAUAUAGCUUUAUCUUUUCACAGAUCUUUACGUUUGCCCAUAAUUUCGCUUUGCCGUUAUAUUUAGCCAAUGCUUCAGUAUAUUUCUUGUGGGGAAUAUAUCUGCUUCUUCUGGAUUUUCUUGGUUUACUGAAUGAAAAUUUUAGAUUGCCAAAGAAAAUCGUUUUUUGGUUUAAAGUCUUCUUAGAGGCUUUUUGGGUUUCUGGGUUUUGUUUUGAUUCAUUUGGGAAGGGAAAACCGAGCUGAUUCUUUGAUUCUUGUGCUGGUGAUGAGAUUUAGAGCUUUGGAUUUCCUUUGACUCGUUUCUUUUAGAUAUUAAGAGAAUUGUUUUAUUGUUGGUAAUUAGAGUUGUGGGGUUUUCUUUGACUUGUUUUGUAGAUGCUCAGAAAUUUGUUGGAAUUCAGGAGCAUGAGUUUGGAAACUAUCGCUUUUAUCCGUUUCCUGCGAUAUACUAUGUUCAAAUAGAAUUGCCUUUAUUUUUUUUUUCAAUUGCGAUAGUUCAUUAUGCUGGUUUUCUAUAGAUUUCAAGAAAAGCUGUUGUCUUUUUCCUUUUCCAUUCAAUGUUAAAGUGUGUGUAUAUAUAUAUAUAUAUAUAAUGGUGGGAGGUGAAAUUAGGCUUAUAGGACCAGUUUCUCAUUGAUCUUUAUUAAUGUCGAAUUCAAGUCCUGAACAAUCCAUCAGGUUCACUUUCUCUUUUUCUUUGUUCUUUGGUGCAAAACAAAGCCGAUACAGUCUUGUAUUCAUCUUUCUCAUCUUAUUUCUUCAUUCCUUUUGUGAAAAUUUCUCGUUCCGCUAACCACCUAUAUCAUCCUAGAUCAACAUUCUCUGUUUCCUUAUGUGUUGUCCGCUCUGCAGCCUAAGUCAUCCUAGUUCUUGGCUGUUAACAAAUUAAACCAUUCCAACACAAGUUCUCAUUGUAAACUAGCUAUGGAUAUAACUAAUGAGGCCAGUGUUGAUUCAUUUUCGAUCGGUCCUUCAACAAUCAUUGGUCGGGCAAUUGCUUUUAGGAUCCUGUUCUGUAAGUCAAUGUCACAUUUCAGGCAUCAAAUCUUUCAUGUAUUGUUGCAUUUUAUCUAUAGAUGUAAGGGCUUCUUUGCACCCUUGAUAUCAUGGUUGCAUCCCCGAAAUCCACAAGGGAUAUUGGCGUUGGUGACAGUUAUUGCUCUUUUUUGGAAACGUAACGCAGAUGUAAAAUUGAGGGCUGAAAUGGCUUACAGAAUGAAAUUUUGGAGAAAUAUGAUGAGAAAUGCAUUGACAUAUGAAGAGUGGGCUCAUGCUGCUAAGAUGAUUGAUAAAGAGACCCCAAAGAUGAGUGAAUCGGAUCAUUACGAUGAGGAGCUUGUGAGAAACAAGCUUCAGGAGCUCCGACUCCGUCGCCAAGAUGGAUCUCUUAGAGAUAUAAUCUUUUGCAUGAGAGCUGAUCUUAUCAGAAAUCUUGGUAAUAUGUGUAAUCCUGAGCUUCAUAAAGGUAGGCUUCACGUGCCUAAACUCAUCCAGGAAUACAUUGAUGAGGUCUCGACUCAGUUGAGAAUGGUUUGUGACUCUGAUUCAGAGGAGCUCUCCUUGGACGAGAAGCUUGCUUUUAUGCAUGAAACAAGGCAUGCAUUUGGUAGAACUGCUUUGCUUUUAAGUGGGGGUGCUUCCCUUGGCGCAUUUCAUCUUGGUGUAGUUAAAACACUAGUAGAACAUAAGCUUUUACCCAGGAUAAUUGCUGGUUCUAGCGUUGGAUCCAUUAUGUGUGCUAUUGUUGGCACUAGAACAUGGCCCCAGCUGCAAAGUUUCUUUGAGGACACUUGGCGCUCAAUGAAGUUUUAUGAUCAGCUGGGUGGAAUUUUUUCAGUUGUUAGGAGGGUCAUGAGACAAGGGGCUGUUCAUGAUAUCAGAUACAUGCAAUGGAUGUUAAGACAGCUCACAAGUAAUCUUACAUUUCAAGAAGCUUAUGAUAUGACCGGUAGAAUUCUUGGGAUAACAGUUUGCUCUCCAAGGAAGCAUGAGCCACCUAGGUGCCUUAAUUAUUUGACUUCGCCUCAUGUUGUCAUAUGGAGUGCAGUAAGCGCUUCUUGUGCCUUUCCUGGCCUUUUUGAGGCCCAGGAGCUAAUGGCAAAAGACAGGAGUGGAGAAAUUGUUCCUUACCAUCCACCCUUUAAUUUGGAUCCUGAGGAGGGUUCUGGUACAUCUGCACGUCGAUGGAGGGAUGGCAGCUUGGAGGUUGAUUUACCUAUGAUGCAACUGAAGGAGCUGUUUAAUGUCAAUCAUUUUAUUGUGAGUCAGGCGAACCCUCACAUCGUACCAUGGUUGAGGUUGAAGGAGUUUGUGAGAGCCUUUGGUGGUAACUUCGCUGCAAAGCUUGCUGGCCUAAUUGAGAUGGAGGUAAAACAUAGAUUUAGUCAGAUACUGGAACUGGGCUUUCCUCUGGGGGGCGUUUCCAAGGUUAUGACUCAAGAUUGGGAGGGUGAUGUUACUGUUUUUAUGCCAGCCACACUUACUCAGUACUUGAAAAUUCUUGAAAACCCAUCUCUUUUGGGGCUUCAAAAGGCGUCCAACCAAGGGAGAAGAUGCACUUGGGAGAAGCUUUCAGCUAUCAAAGCAAACUGUGGUAUUGAGCUUGCCCUUGAUGAGUGUGUUGCAAAUCUUAAUCAUAUGCGUAGACUUAAACGGUGUGCAGACAGAGCUGGUGCUGCUUCUGCUUCUGCUUCAUCUCAUGUUCUAUACAGCACAGCCAGAUUCAAUGCAUCAAGAAGAAUUCCUUCUUGGAAUUGCAUUGCACGAGAAAACUCAACAGGCUCCCUUGAAGAAGAUCUUACAGAUGUUACUUCAUCAUUGCAUCAAGGGGUUGGUGGUUCCACAGGAAUACCUCCCUCUGCUAGGAAUUUGCGAGCCCAUCGCAGUACACAUGAUGGAAGUGAUAGUGAGUCUGAAAGUGUAGACUUACAUUCUUGGACAAGAUCUGGUGGGCCAUUGAUGAGGACUACUUCUGCAAAUUUGUUCAUUGAUUUUGUCCAAAAUCUAGACGCUGAUGGUAAAGUUAACAAAGGUCUGAUGGCUCAUCCAAAUUCUCCUGGAUUUCAGAUGGGAGGUGGGGAUCCUUUUGGUCACAGCUCUAGUAUGACAACAGCAGAUGGAGGCUCGGAAUAUGAGUUUGAUCAGAGGGAUGUGGGGAACAGAACACCAGUUACUGGUUCUAGCAUUAUGGUUGCUGAAGGUGAUCUCCUGCAGCCUGAAAUGAUCCCUAAUGGGCUUGUGCUCAACGUUGUAAGGAAAGAAGACUUGGCACUGUCACGUAAAAGCCAUGGUUCAGGAAAUUACAGCCCUGAAAUAGCUGAAUCCCUGCAGCUUGAUUGUCCAGAUAAGGAAAUGGAUGCUAGCUCGGCAUCUGAAUAUGGCGAUGAUGAUGUCAGUGCUGUAAACUGCCUGAAUGAAACAGUUCCUAUUGCUAAUGCCGCUGACCACUCUAGUGUCCAUGAUGGUGAUAAUCAGGGUGUUGUGGAUGGUUAAUUUUAAGAUUAAUGUUGCUUCUAUCAUUCUAUACUUUCCAAGUUGACAGAGUUCUUUAUGAGGUAACAGAUUGGCCGCGUUGAAUAAGCUGAAGUUUUGCUAAUGUGGGCAGGGUAUGCCCAAAAAAACGGAAAGAAGGACAGGAGGGACAGAAAGAGAAAUAAAGGAGAGCAGAGGGGAGAAGAAAGAAAAAAAAGAAAAAAAAAUAUUGUUUUUUACUUUUAAAAAAGUAUAAUUAUAUUUUUUAUGAAAAAUAACGGGUAAUAUCUAUGUCUCCACCACGUGGAUGUUAUGUGUACAAAUCAUCAAUUAUUAUUGGCUAAUUUGCCAUGAUAAAUAACAGUGUGAAUGCUUAAUUGGUUAGUAACCAAUUCAUCGUCUA
Durio zibethinus is the source of this 4326-nucleotide messenger RNA. Its product is annotated as triacylglycerol lipase SDP1. Gene Ontology annotation, molecular function: triacylglycerol lipase activity. The record is from RefSeq and is a predicted model, not a curated record. NCBI's taxonomy places the organism in Eukaryota, Viridiplantae, Streptophyta, Magnoliopsida, Malvales, Malvaceae. Gene Ontology annotation, biological process: lipid metabolic process.